CCUCCAAAUAAACCACGCAAUAUUAGCGACAAAUCCACACCCCACCGCCAAGUCCUCCUCCGCCGGAAUCUCGAGCUCCGGCGACGACACCCUCUCGGAAACUCCCUCCUUGGAGCGACUUUGUUCUCUCUCCCGGCGUCUCUCCGUCUUCGCCGGGCUCUGAGGCGGUCUCCGGCGGGCCUCCGCCGGAAGGUGGUGGUGAGGGUUCUACUUCUUCUGCUGCUGGCCUGAGGUCCCCGCAACCCCGACCUGCAUGAUGGGGUUUUCCCUCUACCCCAUGAAGACGUCGACGCGCCUUCUCUGGAGCACCAGCUUCUUCCGCCAUAAGACCAUCUUCAUCCUCGCCUUCUUCUUCUUUUAAGCUCCCGCAGGGAAUCCCCUUCGAUCGAUCGAUCGAUCCAGAUCGACAUCCAAGGGAGACAGAAAGAGCACAUAGACACUCAUAUCUAGAAGCGAGUACCUAGACAGACACAUACAUACCCGUCGAAUCCAGAUCUGACCGUCGAUCGAUCCGAUCUAAGACCAAGGGAUGGGUUCUAGCUGUCUGAUCUUUGAUUCCUCUUCGUCCUCGUCCUCCCGCGGCCGCCUGCUCGUCUUGGGCGGCGGGAGUCCCAUCUUUCAAGGUGUGAGGUCGGUGGUGGCUGGGGAGGAUGGCGGUGCGAGCAAGCGGCGGCCGUUCUUCACCUCCCCGGAUGAGAUUUAUGAGGAGUACUACGAGGAACAGCUGCCGGAGAAGAAGCGCCGCCUCACGCUUGAACAGAUACAUUUAUUGGAGCGGAGCUUCGAGGAGGACAACAAGCUGGAGCCUGAGCGAAAGAGCGAGCUAGCUCGAAAACUAGGAUUGCAACCGAGGCAGGUGGCGGUCUGGUUCCAGAACCGGCGUGCUCGAUGGAAGAACAAGCAGCUCGAGCGCGAGUUCGAUCAGCUCAGAUCCUCUUACGACGCUCUCCUCGCCAAUCACGAUGCCCUCCUCAAGGACAACGACCGCCUGCGGUCGCAGGUGAACUCACUGAUCGAACAGCUACAAGCGAAGGAGCAGGGUGCAUCCGAGGUCACUGGGGUAGUGCAGCAUGAGCAGGCGGCUUCAAGUGCUGAUCUGAUGGCCCCGAACAUCCAGCAGACUGUGGAGUUGAGCACCGGGAGUGGCGGGAGCACAGUGGUGGUCGAAGCGGAGGGCACUAACCACCCGGAGGAGAGCAGCCGGCAGUCUUACCUCCCGGAGACCUACCACGGUGUGGGGCUGGUCGCCUGUGGCAUCCGCACCGAGGACGACGAUUUGAGCGACGAGGGAUGCAGCUAUUACCCUGAUGCCAUGUUCAUGGAAUUACAACACCAGGAGGAGGAGGCCCACCUGCCAUGGUGGGAGUGGGACCAAAUGUAACGUGGAUGAGUACAACCUUCGCUCCUGCGUGCUGCUGCUGCUGCUUCAUUUUCUUCCUCAGUUUAUGUUCAAAUGUCCACGACUAGUACUGUUGCAUGUGUAGUUUCUGUAAUGUAUGAAGGAAUGUUCGAAAUCUUGCAUGAAUGUCCGGAAUAAGUGGUUGGAGGAAAAGACUCUACAUACAUAUUUGCGUUUAUGAUAUUUAGAAGAAAACUAUGUUUGUGUUUCUGGCUUUAUCUAAAAUCAAA
This is a messenger RNA of Musa acuminata subsp. malaccensis (wild Malaysian banana), 1629 nucleotides long. Its product is annotated as homeobox-leucine zipper protein HOX16. Gene Ontology annotation, biological process: positive regulation of DNA-templated transcription. Gene Ontology annotation, cellular component: nucleus. The record is from RefSeq and is a predicted model, not a curated record. Gene Ontology annotation, molecular function: DNA-binding transcription factor activity, RNA polymerase II-specific; sequence-specific DNA binding. Lineage: Eukaryota; Viridiplantae; Streptophyta; Magnoliopsida; Zingiberales; Musaceae.